GUGGGCCAGUGAUUGUGUCAGACUUUGCAGUGCAAGAAUGUUUGAAUCGGAGGAAAAAUCUAACAACAAUUUCACCGAAAAGCCUUUAAAUCAAGUGGAAAAAUCGUUUCUCCUCUACGCCGAAAGGGGUGAUUGUGCAUCAGUUCGCAGGAUAAUUGAAGAAUACAGUGAGUGCAAGGAAGAAUUUGAUAUAAACUGCAUUGAUGCAAUAAAUCGUUCAGCUUUCGUGAUUGCAAUCGAGAAUGGAAACAUCGAAUUGGUGAAACUUCUCCUCGACUCGCAUAUUGACGUUAAAGAUGGAUUGCUUCAUGCAAUCAAUGAGGAAUUUGUGGAAGCGGUCGAAAUGCUUCUAGAUUGGGAGGAGAAAACGCAUCAAGUUGGCGAUUUGUACAGUUGGGAAAAAGUGGAACGGUCUUCGGCCACUUUCACACCUGACAUCACACCUUUGGUGCUUGCUGGACAUAAAAACAAUUACGAGAUUGUCAAGUUGUUGCUUGAUCGAGGAGCCACUCUUCCACUGCCCCACGAUGUCAAAUGCGGUUGCGACGAAUGCGUUUGCUCGAACCAAAGCGACUCCUUGCGCCACUCCCAAGCCCGGAUCAAUUCUUACAAAGCUCUAACAUCACCAUCGGUCAUUUCCCUCUCCUCCACCGACCCUCUUUUGACAGCUUUCGAACUCUCGGGCGACUUGAGACGACUUAGUCGCCUCGAAACCGAAUUUCGCGCCGAAUACAACACCAUGCGAACCGUGGUGGAAAACUUCGUCGCCCUCCUCCUCGACCACGUGAAAACCUCCGAGGAGUUGAUGAUCUUGCUCAACUACGACGAGAAAAACCCCAAUUGGGUGUUUGGCGAACAACAGACUUUAGCACGCUUAAAACUCGCAAUCAAACACAAACAAAAAAAAUUCGUCUCGCAUCCCAACGUCCAGCAAAUCCUAGGCACAAUCUGGUAUGAGGGACUCCCCGGUUUUCGCAGAAAAAACCUCCUGGGACAAACCAUCCAACUGGUGAGAUUGAGCGCCAUGUUUGCGAUUUAUUGCAUGGUUUACAUGCUACUACCAACCUCCAAAAUGGGACUUUUCAUCAAAAAACCCUUCGUCAAAUUUAUCUGUCAUUCAAGCAGUUAUAUGUUAUUUUUGAUUUUGUUGGGUGUAACAUCGCAACGUUUCGAAAUCACCGUUUUGGAGUGGAUUGAUACAGGGUGGUCAAGAAAUUUCGUCGAUGAAUGGAAGAGGAAGGAACGUGGGGCGAUUUUGGGCUUCGCCGAAUGUGGGGUCGUUCUCUACGUCUCAAGCAAAGUUUGCAAGGAAAUCAAGCAUUUAUGGAAAUCGAACUUGAUUGAAUACGUUUCCGACUUGUGGAACAUGGUCGAUUUUGUGACAAAUAUUUUUUACGCCGCUUGGCUGUCUUUACGUCUUUGUUCGAUCUACAUAACUCGAAGAGCUGAGUUUCUGGGUGAGGACCCUUGGUACCCGCGCGAGGAAUGGAACCCCUUUGAGCCCAUGUUGAUAGCCGAGGGGGCUUUCGCAGCCGCCAUGAUUUUCAGUUUCUUGAAAUUGGUUCACAUAUUUAGCGUAAAUCCGCACUUGGGGCCACUUCAAAUCUCACUAAGCCGAAUGAUUAUUGACAUAGUCAAGUUUUUCUUUAUUUAUACUCUAGUUUUGUUUGCAUUUGGUUGUGGUUUGAACCAACUGUUGUGGUAUUAUGCCGAACUUGAGAAAAAUAAAUGUUACCAUAAGUCGAAUGGAAUGCCCGAUUUUGAGACCCAUGACAAGGCCUGCACGAUUUGGAGGAGAUAUGCCAAUUUAUUUGAAACGUCGCAAUCUUUGUUUUGGGCCAGUUUUGGUCUCGUCGACUUGCUCUCGUUCGAAUUAACCGGAAUUAAAAGUUUCACCCGAUUUUGGGCCCUACUAAUGUUCGGUUCCUACUCCGUCAUAAACAUCAUAGUUUUGCUAAACAUGUUGAUUGCAAUGAUGUCAAAUUCGUUUCAAAUCAUCUCCGAACGUGCAGAUAUUGAGUGGAAAUUUGCGCGAAGUAAGCUCUGGAUGACUUAUUUCGAAGAUGAUGAUGUUUUACCACCACCGUUCAACAUCCUCCCAAACACCGAACUGUUUUGCAGUUGUUUCAAGCUUCGCCAACGCAAGAAAAAUAAAAUUUGUAGUAAAGAAUCCCAAUUGAGGAUUAAAGCCAAACACGAGUCGGUCGUUCGUUUAUUACUGAAACGUUACAAUACGUCAGAACAGCGAAAACGACACGAAUUUGGCGUCACUGAAGACGAUGUUAUCGAAAUCAGACAAGAUAUCUCAACUUUGCGAUACGAAAUUAUCGAUAUUUUGAAAAAUAACGGAAUGCGAACCCCAAAUGUGUCAUUUGAGGACAAACAAGUGGUAGGGAAAAAAGGCAAAAUGAUUGAACGAAGAAUUCUGCGUGAUUUUCACAUUGGUGUUGUGGACGAAGUUGGCAAGACUGAAAACGUCAGUGUUUCCCCGAGUAAGAAAAGACGGCGAACAUUCAAAAAGGAAAAAAAAGACUGGAAUUCACUUGUGAGGAAAAGUACCAAGAGCUUCGACCCCAUUGGCUCCUCUAGCAACCAUAUUGAAUAAAAAAUUGUUUACUGU
Tribolium madens (black flour beetle) is the source of this 2620-nucleotide messenger RNA. RefSeq names its product transient receptor potential protein (gene trp). Gene Ontology annotation, cellular component: cation channel complex; membrane. Bases 38 to 2605 code for a protein of 855 amino acids. The record is from RefSeq and is a predicted model, not a curated record. The transcript is spliced from 14 exons. Lineage: Eukaryota; Metazoa; Arthropoda; Insecta; Coleoptera; Tenebrionidae. Gene Ontology annotation, molecular function: inositol 1,4,5 trisphosphate binding; store-operated calcium channel activity; protein binding. Gene Ontology annotation, biological process: regulation of cytosolic calcium ion concentration; calcium ion transmembrane transport; manganese ion transport.